AAUGGGUUGUCUAAAUUAUCAGCAAUACAGAAAAACAAUCACCCACCAAGUUACAUGCGUCGUAACUCGUAUAAGUGGGGCCGAUGCGUAUGAAACAGAACACCCUUGUUAUAACGAAUGUGUUUGCCCGCCAUGUGAGGAUAAAUAAGUUACAUCCUUUUCGAAUAUAAUGAUGAAACAUAGGUACAAGCGUUGGUUUGGGUUGAGGCACCCUACAGCUACACCUUGCAAAGGUAACACAACAUCUGCUGCAAUAAAUGCUUCGGUUAAUUAAGGACGAAAGGAAGCAAACGACAAACGUUUCCGGAUUGUAAGGCAAGCUUCUGUAUGAGCGAAUAAUGUAACGAUUGUUAAAACAAUGCCAGCCGUGGAACAAAACAAUGGUCUUACGUUACGUCAUAAUGGUUGCAGAAUUAUAUGAAUUGUAGUUUAGAUUUAGUAGUUAGUUAUAUUUUUACUUUAUAAUAAAAUAGGAUUGUAACAGAUUUAAAAGUAUUGGUAUUUCGGCAAUUCAAAAGCGAUAAAAUAAGUUACUAUAGUUUUCAGUUGCUGGAAUAAGUACAGUCGUUGUAUAUAAGCAUGGCCUACUAAAAAUAUCUUCAGCAGGCCGUGUGGUAAAAGCAUGUGUGCGUAUUUAAUUGCUGUACAUUCAUAAAGUUAAGAUUGCAGUCGAGCUUUUAUUUCACUUUUUGCUUAAUUAAGGUUUCCCUGUAGCGUAUAUAAAGAGUGACUGACACCCCAAAAAAUCCCUUGUCCCUUUAAAUUCAUAAGCUUGCGCCCGAAAUAGCAUCGCGCAGUUUGCGGCUAAAACACCGAAAUUGAAUUGACAAACAGAGACAUCGGUAUCCUGUGUUCAGCCCAAUAACUAGAUAUGCGUGCAAAUGAUGUUUCUGUUCAGUUGUGACCAUAAGGUUCAAGAGUUUGUAGCAACAGGGCUUCUGUAGACGUGUAUUGAGACAAGCCACAAUUGGCAAAUUUGCUUUACACGAAUAGAACGUUGUUCCAUGGCCCACUAUUCGCAUGGGAAAUACCAACUGUUUCCGAGUAUACGCAGUCUGACCAAUACAACUUUGUGUUCAAGUCUCGAACUUGAGAUUUUCAGACAUAAUGUUUUCCAGCUUUGAGGUCGGUUUGUUUAGAACAGUUUUUAAACUCAGCAGCCGCGCUUUUAUUUAAUGAUUUUCUUCGGUAGUUUUACCUGAAACGUGUUGUUAACGAUUGUCGUUUUGCCGCUAAUUCCCUUCUCGUCGUUGUUUUAAUUAAUUUGAUCUCCGCCAUCGUUUUCGAAGAGAUGCAUAAUACUUUAUGUUAUGUGAUUGUUCCAGCAUUGUCGGUGAUUCUAGAGUUCCAUAAAACAAAACGAUUUCCGAAAACAUGUUUAUCUUCGACGCUUUAUCAGCGACAUCUGUGCCGAAUUUCCCAGGUCUGUUACGUCACAGUGACUUCAAUGACGGAAUAAAAGCUUUCUUCUGUUGCGUCACUAUAAGAGCUAAAGUCAGAAAUCUGGAAUCCAGUUUCUAAUUUAGAAGCAGACAAACGAGUGAAGUUUGUACAAGAAGUGAAUCAUCGCAAGGAGACGAAUCCAUCCCAAGUUGCGGUUGUGUAAAAUUUCUAACAAUAUUCCAACUCAACGAGAGCUUUUACAGCUUCGGGUUUGUGGUAAUGCAAUUAUAAGGUCCAAGUAGAUGGGAGGUCGUAUAUAGUCCAGACGGCGCAUUUAAAAUGUGUGAGAAUCAGACGACCUGAGUUGGAUAAACGUAGAUAUUAACAAUGUCGUUACGAAUACCGGAUAACCCCACCACCCCUAACUUCAACUUCACCACCCACCUACCAAACAACACUAACCCAUAUAUUGGGCAAUGUAAAUGGAAUAUAUUGAACACAACUUUGGCUUUGUUCCUGGCGCUUACUAUUCUACUCAACUUGGCGGCUUCGUUCGUUUUGUUCAGAGUUCCCCUUGUGACAGUAAGAGGGCGAAGCAACCCAGUGUAUUUGUGCAUAAGGUUUCUAAACAUCACUGAUUUAAUACAGGCGGUUCUUUUGCUGUUGAUGCCAAUAUUCGCCACGCCGGAUUGCAACUGGGCAGGUGGUAUGGUAUCAUGCAGGAUCAUGGGUUUCUUGGCUUUGUUUCUGCUUCUCGUGUCUCCGCUCAUCACAAUACUGAUGGCGUUCGAUCGCGUCAUCGCGUUGUACCAACCAUUCAAGUACAGAAGCCAUCUUGGAUUGACGAUGUUAAAAGUCCUUCUCCCGGCUGCGUGUGGCUUCGUUUUGUGUACGACCAUCUUGCCCAUAUUUGGUGUUGGAGAGUAUCACGUGGUCAGAGGACGAAGGAUGUGCUUGCUUGAUACGAAUAAUGACGAUCGCAUCGACCAAAUAUACGCGUUGGUCGUUCAUUCGAUAUUUCUCUGCGCUCUCUUGUUUAUGGCAGCGUGUACUGUGACGUUUCAAUUGAAAUUAUGUCGAAUGAAUUUCGACAAAAAGCAUCAAUCACAAACAAACAGAAAACGGCGAACGGGACGAACGCGAAACGCGACGAUUACAACAAUGGCCGUUUGUUGUAUAUUCAUUAUCUGCUAUCUACCAUACGUGAUUCGAGUUCUAGCCGAAGCAUCAACCGGUGUGAAGUCAUCAACUUGGUUCACCUGGCUUACAUUUGGACUUGCUUUCCUACAACCCAUGCUUAACCCGGUCGUGUAUGUUGCUACUAAUGUCAGAUAUCGACAAGAAUUGCUGGCGAUGAUUCGAAACAUGAAAACAGCAGAGUUUGAAACGUCAUCAGAUAGUUUUGCAUCACGUGGUGCAUUUGCUGAAUUCAGACGAAGAAUAUCAAGUCGUCAAGGCAGCAAGCGAAGUAGUAAACGUGCACGUAGUAGUCAACAGGGGUCGGUUGCGAGUCCGGGGGUUUCCCGUCGUGGUGGAGAUUCUUCCGUUCGGUCUGCUAGAAGAAAUCGAAGAGCAAGCGACGAUGACGUCAUUGAUUACGGUUUGCCAUGCAGUCCUGUUGAAAAAGUCGUGUUCCACGACCGCCACCGUGCGGUUGUACGGCGUGAGCCUUCAUCCAGCAGCGGCAUUCGUUCAUUUGAUAGUCAUGAGUGCCUACAGCGGCCAAAUAACCUCGGUAGGCUCGCUUCCCCGAGUACCGAGGCUACUGGGUUCGAAACCUGCUCACGAGAGAGAAGUAACACUGUAACAGGAGAAGUCCGCAGUCCAGCGUUAAACAAAAUCCAGGCACAAACUUUGGAAGUUUCAAAACUUGGACAAAGUCUGCCUUUCNUUGGGAAUUAAAAACACAACACCGGACGGUGACCUAAAACUUGAAUCUUUUGACAAAAGCCCACGGCCUGGUCGUCGCUGCAACUCAGACGUCGCAAAAAGUGAUGACGAAACAAACGAGAGGCACAGUCGUGACGUUACUGAACCUAUAACGUCAUCAAAGGAUGAUGUAUUUCUUGAAACAGAGCGAACGAACUUUGUGGAGGAGGAACCAUCAGAAACUACGCAACAAACGAAAGAUAGUGACGACACAACUACGUCUUUAUUAAAGCACAAUGGUUUAUUGUCGAGUCAUGAUGAUGAACAAAAGCCAAGUUACAGGGACAGUGGGGUUGUCGAUACUUCGCAUUAAUUUUACUUUAUUUGUUUCUUUAACCUGAAUCACUUCAAGCGUAGACGCUAAACAAGUUCCCAUCCACGACGAUAUAAAUGACCAAACCAACCAAAAGUCAUGUUUGCUUUUCCUUAUUCACACACUGCAAUAGCUUUAGCAACUCGAUUGUGGGCAUGGGAGUGGAAACCAUGGAUAAGUCACUCAUGUUCCCACCCACAAGGAUAUAAAUGACCAAACCAACCAAUAGACACCUCUUCAUAGCCAGACAGCAUUGUUUAAACAUUUUCUUUUCGUGUCAAGUCUCCUCUUAUGCGUUUGUGGUGCUCUAAGUUACUUUCUGUUUCCUACUGUACCUUUACUGCUUUGUAAUCCGUCAAUGUUUCAAACUGUCUUCCACUGAUGCGUUGAAAUGUAGUGAGAACGUACUCCACAUCCAGGUAUAUCGUAAGUUACUUUGCUGCUAUUCUGUAUUUCACUGCCGUUUCUAUUCUAUAUGAGCGACAUCCGAAGGUAGAGCAGGGAUUAGGCUUAAAUUAACAGAAAUACAGCGUCGACGCACAAACACGCACCCGUAUGCAACUACCUGAAUAUUGUCCCCGAAUUAAACAACACAACAUAAAACGUUGUGUAAAUACAGAAUGACGCGGGAAAAUGAUUUUUGAAAUUGUUUCGUUUGUUUUGUAAUAAACACUGUUUUUGAUGACA
This is a messenger RNA of Ciona intestinalis (vase tunicate), 4312 nucleotides long. The record is from RefSeq and is a predicted model, not a curated record. NCBI's taxonomy places the organism in Eukaryota, Metazoa, Chordata, Ascidiacea, Phlebobranchia, Cionidae.